GAUUGUUAGGAAUCUCUGCUUGCUGAGGUUGCUUUUGCCACACAUGCUCUAAGUGGUAUUUAAAGUCAACCUCCCCCCCACCAACUCACCAACACACUCACAUUUCCAAAGGCUUCCCUCCCCUUCUAGAAUGGAGUGGUCAAAAAAGGAAUAGAGGCAGUGAGUGAACAAGACAGAAUCGAUAAGGUACCAGGGAUCCUACCAUAACUUGAAGUGCCCACAAGGACUUCUAUUUUGCAUAAUCUGGCACUAUUAGACUUCUCCAGGCAGGAUUUGGAAAUCACUGAAUUUCUGCAGGGAUCAAUACAUUUCAAGUAACCUGGAAUCAUACAUACCAAGAGGAAACUUUAACAUAGCUGAUCCCAGAGAAAGGAACUAGUUAACAAUGUCCAUGACCUACAAUGAUGCUGGGUGUGAGGAGGCCACCAUUAACAGUUUCUGGAUGCCAGGAAACUACCACAGUACCGUGAAGCGUGUUGAAGAAGGGCACCAUAUCUGUAAUGACAUUAUUGCUUGUUUCCAGGAGAGGGCCAAGAUUGAGAAGCAGUACUCCCUGCAGAUGGAGGAGUGGAUGCGGAAGUGGAGGCCCCUUGUAAAUGGAAGUUCAAUGUAUGGCACUCUGCUAAAGGCAUGGCAAGCCUUCAUGACAGCCACAGACCGCCUAAGUGAGUUCCAUGUGGAGAUCCAGAAAUCCCUUGUGGCAGAUGACAGUGAAAAGAUCCAAAAGUGGCAGAAAGAUAUGUAUCAUAAGAAGAUCUUUGGGGGAUUUAAGGAAGCCUAUGAGAUUGAAAGUGGAUUUUACAAAGCACAAAAGCCUUGGGCCAAGAAACUGAAAAAACUUAAUAAGGUCAAAAGAGUAUUCCACAAGAUAUCAAAAAAGGAGCAUCUGGCAACAGUGCGUGAAAAUAACAUUAAGGGGAGCAAAGAUGUCACUCCAGAAAAGCAAAAGAAGGCACAAGAGGAACGUGAGAAAUACACACAGGAAAUGGAAAAGGUGAAGCAACGGUACCAGAAGGCACUGGAUGACCUUAACAGAUAUAACCCCAGAUACAUGGAGGAGAUGGAGUCAGUAUUCGACCUGAGUCAACAGUUUGAGCAGAAACGCAUUGCCUUUUUCAAACAGGCCUUCCUGUCCAUCCAUCGACACCUGGAUAUUACCAACAAUGAAAGUGCCAAAGUUAUCUAUGGUGACCUUCUCCAAACGAUAUCAUCUGUCAGUGAGCAAGAAGAUCUUAAGUGGUGGAGAAGCCAGCGAGGCCCUGGGAUGCCAAUGAAUUGGCCCCAGUUUGAGGACUGGAACCCUGAGAAAGACCGUCAGAUUGUGAAGAAGAAAGGGAAGAGGGAAACAGAUAAAGUAACACUACGUAGUAUCACUCCUACAGAGAGUAGUAUAAGUAAGGCUGGUCUGAACGUGCCAGGUGGUGUGCGUGUGCGAGCAGUUUACGAUUACACAGGGCAAGAAGCUGAUGAGCUCACAUUCAAAGCAGGUGAUGAACUGAUGAAGAUUGAAGAUGAAGAUGACCAGGGUUGGUGUAAAGGAGUCACUGAGAGAGGUCAAGUUGGACUUUACCCAGCCAAUUAUGUUGAAAUUAUUCAAUAAAUAUGUUUCAUCUUUUUUAAAAACUAUAAUUUUGGGUUGACUGCAUGAGUCUUGGAAAAAAAACUUAAAAUGUAUUAUGUAUGAUAUUUUACAAAUAGGAAUUAUGAAAAUAAUACCCCCUGCCACCCGUUAAGGAACAGUUGAUAAAUCAGUUGUGGCAGCCUCAACUCCCUACAAAAGUUAUUUUCUAGUGGAGUUUAAUGUUUUCUUUAUUGUUUCCUGAUAUUCAUACAGUUUGAUUAUUUUCCCAUAGGAACAUGACCUCUUAUUGUCUCCUUGUAUUUAGUGCAAUAAUUAUCUUUUAUUCUCAAGAUGUCAUGCACAAGGGAUGGAUAAACAGGAGCUGUGCUCCUGUCUAUGUAUGUGACAGGGAGAGAAAGAAAGAUGAGAUGCACCUUAAGUAAUUUUAAAGAAAAAAUAUACAGCAAAUUGCUUUUCUGAAAAUGGCCAAGUAAGAAUCAUAAAACUAUGGUUCAGAAGGACACUGAGAUACAUUUUAUAUCAAUCUUCGAUUUGUAUUUGUUUUCUUUAAGAGGAUUCUGAAAGAGUCACAACCACUGGUUAUGGAAAAGCAGCUGAACAUACUGAACGCAUAUCAUGAAGUCAAAGUCUGUACAAGUAAUUAAAGUAUGUGGAUGUUUUAAUCUCUGUGAAUGUUUUUUUUCUAACUGAUGUUAGAGCAUCAUUUUGAAUACUUCCAAAUUAUGAAUCCUUUCAGCACGUAUAGAAAUAAAGACCAGAAAUAUA
This is a messenger RNA of Protopterus annectens (West African lungfish), 2347 nucleotides long. Its product is annotated as protein kinase C and casein kinase substrate in neurons protein 1-like. Bases 386 to 1600 code for a protein of 404 amino acids. The record is from RefSeq and is a predicted model, not a curated record. Gene Ontology annotation, molecular function: phospholipid binding; protein binding. Lineage: Eukaryota; Metazoa; Chordata; Ceratodontiformes; Protopteridae. Gene Ontology annotation, biological process: cytoskeleton organization; plasma membrane tubulation; regulation of endocytosis. Gene Ontology annotation, cellular component: plasma membrane; endosome; cytoplasm. The transcript is spliced from 10 exons.